CAACUGCUCCAGACUCCAGGGCCGUGGUUGAUACUGGGGACCGAUAACGGUGGGGGGUGAGUGGACUGUCCUGGCGACUGGGACCUCGGAGGGUGAGAGUAUGACUGGAUAAGGGCUGCCAUUGACUUUAAAGUUUGCCGCUUCUUCUUGCUCGUUAUCUCUCUUACUUAUCCCGUAUCUGUCGUAGGUUGGGAAUUCCAGUUUCUUUCAGCGAGUUUUCACCAGUCUAGCGGACAAUCGCAUAUAGACCGGUUUGCCGCCUUGACGUCAACCUGGCUCGGGAUUGUUCGUGGACUAUCUAAGCGCCAUUGGACUGCCUCCCACGUCGUACUUCUUCUUACCUUUUUUCCCCCGUAUUUUUUCAUAUUCUCCUCAUCCCUUGCGCCAGCAAUACACGUCGGUGUCUACGGCCACACACGGCAUCUUUGUCUGCCACUGAGCAUUCAGGGUACAACCUUAACAAUCCUUGGCCAGAAGUCUUUGUUCUGGACGGACGCGCGCUCUUGCGCCGCCAUAUCGACUUGUCCGGCCGUCAUUGACACCUGGGCCCGAUUGAAUCUCACCGAGGUCUCGCAGCUCUUGUUCUCCGGUCACAAUGGCUUCCAGACAGCAGAUGGCGCACCUGCGCAAGGUACCUGGUGCUUUGCUCCACGCUUCCCGAGCUUCAAGGCCACUUUUGCGACCUCGCAUUGCAACUGCUUGCUCUACUCCCAAGGCACUCGCACGAUGGGAGAGCACCACGAGCGCCGCCUGGGAAAGCCCGAAACCGACCCUCCGGACACCCGAGUUCCAUAGACUGCCCGACCUGUUCCCUAUCAAUGAGAGCUUCACCAAACGGCAUAUCGGCCCGGACGAUCAGGGCGUGCAGGAGAUGCUCCAGGCUCUUUCGCCCCCUGUCAAGUCGCUUGACGAAUUCGUGGAGCAAGUCAUACCCGCGGAUAUCCGGUCAACCAGGGAGUUGUUUGUGUCUGAGGGAAAGCAGUCUGAGAGCGAAACCAUGUCGAGGGAGGGUCUCCAGGAAUGGGAGGUUCAGAAGAUCGCACAGGACAUUGCUGGGACUCCCAACAAGUCGGAGAGAUACUUCAUUGGCGAAGGAUACUACGGCACUUUGGUCCCUGAAGUAAUCAAGCGCAAUGUGCUCGAGAGCCCGGCUUGGUACACCAGUUAUACGCCCUACCAGCCCGAGAUCAGCCAGGGCCGUCUCGAGUCCCUGCUCAACUUUCAGACCUUGGUGACUGAUCUGACAGCUCUCCCGGUUGCCAAUGCUAGUUUGCUGGACGAGGGAACUGCGGCAGCCGAAGCGAUGGCUAUCUCCCUGAACUCGUUGCCUACGUCGAGGCAGAAGCUGAAAGGAAAGACGUUUGUUGUCUCCAAGUCAACUCAUCCUGCGACAAUCAAUGUGUUGUGCGGACGUGCUGAAGCGUUGGGGGUCGAGGUCGCCAUUAUGGACGUUAACGAGUCCACGCUCGCCAGCCUGCAGGAGUUGGGCGAUAACUUGGUCGGUGUCAUGCUCCAGUACCCUGAUAGGUUCGGUAACGCUGCCGACUUCCGAUCGAUUGCCGAUGCCGUUCACAAGCAAGGCGCGCUCCUCAGCGUCGGAACAGACCUGCUUGCACUUACUCUCUUAACCCCACCGGGCGAACUCGGUGCUGAUAUCGUGUUUGGAAACUCACAAAGAUUCGGUGUACCCUUCGGAUCGGGAGGACCCCAUGCUGCUUUCUUUGCCGUGCAGGAGAAGCUCAAGAGGAAGAUGCCCGGUCGUCUUGUCGGCGUAUCCAAGGAUCGUCUCGGUGGUCGUGCUCUUCGUCUGGCCUUGCAGACACGAGAACAGCAUAUCAGGAGAGAGAAGGCUACCAGCAAUGUCUGCACUGCUCAAGCUUUGCUCGCCAACAUGGCCGCAUUUUACGCAGUUUACCACGGCCCUGAAGGUCUGAAGCGGAUUGCUGAGAGAUGCAACCUUGCUGCACGGGUUAUUUGGGCGGCCGCUACACGCUAUGGCUAUGAAGCCCAGGAGCCGAUUUUCGACAAGGUUACCAUCGACUUGCCAGACAUGGCUGAUAAGUUUUACCGUUUCGCAAUGGAGACUGGGGUCUACGUCAGACCAGUCGGCGAGAGCAAGGUUGCUAUCAGCCUGGAUGAGACGGUCACGGAGGAGGAUUUGACCAGACUUGUUCAGAUUCUUGGUGACUUCCGUUCCUAUCUGGUGCAGCAGUCGGCAAACUCUGGAGAGGAUUAUGCCUCCACUGUCAAGAGCUUGCUCGAGGAGCAGUCCGUCAGAACUGCCAACAUACCCGAGACGCUGAAGAGGACCUCCCCGUACCUGACACAUCCCGUCUUCAACAGCCACCACUCCGAGACAGAGAUGCUCCGCUACAUCCACCACCUUCAAUCCAAGGAUCUCUCCCUGGUGCACUCCAUGAUUCCUCUGGGCUCAUGCACCAUGAAGCUGAACGGUAGCGCUGAAAUGUCGCUCAUCACCCUGCCAGGCUUUGCCAAUGUUCAUCCUGGACGUUUGAAGCAGAACAUCAAGGCGCAGCCGAUUUACACUAUCAUCUACGAGCUUGAGGAGCAGUUGAAGAGCAUUACAGGCAUGGAUGGUGUGAGUUUGCAGCCAAACUCGGGUGCUCAGGGCGAGUACGCAGGUUUGCGGAUUAUCCGUAGCUACCUCGACUCUCAGCGCGGCCCUGACGAUCCUGUCCGUGACAUCUGCUUGAUUCCUGUUUCGGCCCACGGCACGAAUCCGGCGUCAGCAGCUAUGGCGGGCAUGCGUGUUGUCCCCAUCAAGUGCGACACCAAGACGGGCAACUUGGAUCUCGAGGACCUUCGGGCCAAGUGCGAGCAGCACUCCAAGCAGAUUGGUGCCAUUAUGAUCACCUACCCCAGCACCUUCGGUGUUUUCGAGCCGCAAAUCAAGGAGGUCUGCAACAUCAUCCACUCCCAUGGUGGCCAGGUGUACAUGGACGGCGCCAACAUGAACGCUCAGAUCGGCCUUUGCAGCCCUGGUGAGAUUGGCGCAGAUGUGUGCCAUCUUAACCUGCACAAGACUUUCUGCAUUCCCCACGGCGGCGGUGGCCCAGGUGUCGGCCCUGUCUGCGUCAAGAAGCAUCUGGGUCCUCACCUUCCCAUUUCUACGCUCCACAACUACCCCAACCAUACCACAACGCAGGUGACCAGUGCGCCAUUUGGAAGCGCCGGUAUCCUCCCCAUCAGCUGGUCGUACAUUGCUCUCAUGGGCGCCGCCGGCCUCAAGAAGGCCACCCAGGUCGGCCUUCUCAACGCCAACUAUCUCCUCGCCAAGCUCAAGCCCCACUACUCGAUUUUGUACACCAACGAGCACGGCAGAUGCGCCCACGAGUUCAUCCUGGACGUCCGGCCUUUCCAGGCCACCGCCGGCAUCGAGGCGAUCGACAUCGCGAAGCGCCUGCAGGAUUAUGGCUUCCACGCUCCCACCAUGAGCUGGCCCGUGGCCAACACCCUCAUGAUUGAACCUACCGAGUCCGAGUCCAAGGAGGAGCUUGACCGCUUCGUCGAUGCUCUUGUCAGCAUUCGCGAGGAGAUUCGUGAGAUUGAGGAGGGCAAGGCCCCGCGUGAGGGCAACGUCUUGAAGAUGGCGCCUCAUCCCAUGGUGGAUAUCAUUGGCGGCGAUGGCGAGGAGGGAAGCAAGUGGGAUAGACCUUAUAGCCGCACCAAGGCUGCCUACCCGCUGCCUUGGCUCAAGGAGAAGAAGUUCUGGCCUAGUGUGGCGAGAAUUAACGAUACUUACGGAGAUACCAACCUUUUCUGCACCUGCCCUCCUGUAGAGGACACGACGGGCGGUAAUCUGUCUUCUGUUCAGACUUCUCAAUAGACACACAAAUGGGUUUUAGACGGGUGUUGCUCAUAGACAUUUCUUCUUCUGCGUUGGAGUUUAUGGUUUCGAGGGGGCGUGGGUCAAAAAGGCAGGCAAGGGGAGAGUUCAACAAGUAUCUCCCAAAGAGGAAGGGAAGAAAAGGAGAUGGGGUUCAACAAUACGUUCGGGCAUUGAUUGGCUUUUUACAUAUACAAGCCGCAAACGGGAGUUUCUGAGCGGUUUGGCGGGAUCUGGCAGCAUUUUUCUCCUUUGCUUUUCAACAUGCAUGCAUCUCUAGAUACCUUACAUCAACACAUCAUCAGGUGGCUGGCUCUAGGGAGGAACUAAGGGAAAGGCGUUUUUCAACAAAGACGGGGUGGUUUGUCAAAAUAAAUAGUGACAGGACUGUCUUUCUGACUUUUUGUUUUCUUGAGCGUUGGAGUUGUUUGGGUGGAUGGGUGAGCUCAACAUUGUGAAUCGACAGCUGGAACCAACCCCAGGUCUCACGCACUCGGCUGUUCAUCUAUACGAUCCACACUAAGAUCCACGAAAUAGAACGCUUUUUUUCUGUCAAAACGACUACUUAAAUUGCUUCCCA
Molecule: messenger RNA, 4427 nt
Organism: Podospora pseudocomata
Lineage: Eukaryota; Fungi; Ascomycota; Sordariomycetes; Sordariales; Podosporaceae
Gene: GCV2
Product: glycine decarboxylase subunit P
Exons: 2
Coding region: 596-3847 (1083 amino acids)
Biological process (GO): glycine decarboxylation via glycine cleavage system
Cellular component (GO): mitochondrion; glycine cleavage complex
Molecular function (GO): pyridoxal phosphate binding; glycine binding; glycine dehydrogenase (decarboxylating) activity
Source: RefSeq, a predicted model, not a curated record